GCGAAUUGGCACGUUUACUGUACACCCUUUACCUGAAUCUGAAUCUUCGACGACAUCUCGUAUCGCGCACAGAGCCGAGCUUCUGUACUUGCUGAUGUCUGAGAUCGCUAUGCUAAGCUCAACACUAAUAGCAGUCUGCGAUACAGGAGAGGAUAUCACAACGCAAAGUACAAGAUCUGGGAGACUACGCACUCUACGAAUAAAAGUUUCCAAUAGUCCUCGACCAGACCACGUUACCACAACCUAUCCCAGCUCGGAAGAAGAUCAUCGCGGUCUGACUGCCAAUUCUGAUCAUUGCAAACCACGUUUUAGGCUAGCACAAUCUACUCGAAUUCUUCAACUACAUCAGUAUCACAGUUCUAACAUAAGUUCGGCUCAUUUCCAUUACCCUUACACAUCCAUCAGCAGAGUCCGAACUGUCAGACAGAGCAUUUUGUCGCAGACGGCUUAUUGGUUAGUGGUACAUAAUCACAUUCAAAAGGCAGAGCAUCGUAGAUCAGCAUGUGCCGAAUCGGAACUCCGAGAUUGCCUGUGCCGCAAAACGUGCACCUGUUGUCGAGCAAGUCUCGUGGACGAUUCGAUGCGGCAGUCUCGGAGUUCCACUUCGCCGCACUGCAAUGUCCAUAUAGCAGUCAGAACCAGCGUGGAGCAAGUCGUUGGCUACUCUCUUUAUGGAAAAGGUUACUUGCGGAUGCAGCUGAAUGCGUCCUUACUUGAUAAUAUCAUAGGUGGCAAUGGGAGUGGAUUGUCUGCGUAGGGACCAGUUGACAUAGCAAAUAGAAAACCAGGUAUUGAGAGCAAGCCCAGGUCAGUGCGCGAGGGACAUGGAACAAGGCGGACGGUCCGUGAAUGG
This is a messenger RNA of Boeremia exigua, 853 nucleotides long. RefSeq lists its product as uncharacterized. The record is from RefSeq and is a predicted model, not a curated record. The transcript has 2 exons. Bases 95 to 757 code for a protein of 220 amino acids. Lineage: Eukaryota; Fungi; Ascomycota; Dothideomycetes; Pleosporales; Didymellaceae.